CGACACUGCCCCCUCCCGCCACUGAGCCCUCCACAGAGGGAGAGGAGCCCCCUGAGGAGGACUCCCCCAAAUCACCCCCCCAAACUCCCCGAGGGGGAUGAGGAGGAACUGGGACCCCUGCCUGACAAUUGGGAGAUGGCCUACACAGAAAAAGGAGAGGUCUACUUCAUAGAUCACAACACCAAAACCACAUCAUGGCUGGAUCCUCGGCUGGCAAAGAAGGCCAAACCACCUGAGGAGUGCAAAGAGGACGAGCUGCCGUAUGGCUGGGAGAAGAUUGAUGACCCUAUCUAUGGCAGUUACUACGUAGACCACAUCAACAGAAGGACCCAGUUUGAGAACCCCGUCUUGGAGGCCAAGAGACGACUGGAGCAGCAGCAGCAGAUGCAGAGCCAGGGACUGUCAGCUCUGCCCUUACCGACUAUUUACAGAGAGAAGCCCCCGUUCACACGGGACCCCACACAGCUGAAGGGCUCCUUCUUGUCAACGGCUCUCCAGAAGAGCAACAUGGGAUUUGGCUUCACCAUCAUUGGAGGGGACGAGCCGGAUGAGUUCCUGCAGGUCAAGAGUGUCAUACCUGAGGGCCCAGCCGCACAGGAUGGGAAGAUGGACACAGGUGACGUUAUAGUCUACAUCAAUGACAUCUGUUGCCUGGGCACAACACACGCCGACGUGGUCAAACUCUUCCAGUCCGUGCCCAUCGGCCAGAGCGUCACCCUGGUCCUCUGCCGGGGAUACCCCCUACCAUUUGACACUGAGGACUCUAUUGGGGUGUCCACCAGCACCAGCCUGACCCCCACGGGCCUGGAACACCGACCCCUGGUGGUGAAUGGGCGCAGUAGCUAUGACCCUUACCUGGAGUACCUCUCCCUGAGUUCCCAGCUCCCUCCCCAGGCUCUAACACAGCCCGGGGCACCCCACCUUGAUGGGUCCUCACUACCUCCCACCACCGUCCGGUCUGCACAGGCCAUGGCACCGCACGACGACAACAUCUCCAUGGCAUCGUCGGGGGCGACAGGGAUUGCCGGGGGCGUGAUCCAGGGGGCAGAGCUGCUGACCGUAACCAUUGUGAAGGGGGCAGAGGGGUUCGGAUUCACCAUCGCCGACAGCUCCACUGGGCAGUGUGUCAAACAGGUGUUGGAGCCGGGUGUACAGGGCGGAGUGGGUCUGAGUGAAGGAGACCUAAUACUGGAGGUGAACCAGCAGGGUGUUGUGGGGGCAGGACAUGGACGUGUGGUGGAGCUGCUCAAAGAGUGUUCUGUCGGAGCCGAGGCCACGCUACUCAUACAGAGAAGAGGAGGGGCAGGUCACCUCUCUCCAUGGAAGACCUCCAAACAGGUACCAGAGCAGUGGGACCCCCAUGGUAAUCCCCAGACCAGUCUGUCAGCCCCAGUGCUUCCCUCAGGCACACCCUUCCCUACCCAGCCACAGCACAGCACCUCGGUCCCCGACUCAACAGAGGGCUUCGACCUCAACAAGCCCGACCCAUACGACCUCUAUGAGAAGUCUAGGGCCAUCUAUGAGAGUAGGCGUCCAGAGUACCAGGAUGUGGAGGUGCACCUGUUGAGGGAGAAGACUGGGUUUGGCUUCCGCAUCCUGGGGGGAGACGAGGCCGUGCAGGCUGUGAGUCCGGACGCCCGUGACAAGGCUCGUAUGGGACGGGCUGGACAACACACACACACACCAUAUAAUGCAUACCUAACACACCAUAAUACAACCAAACUUAACAACAUAAUACACACCUCACACAAGCACGUAUAUCCUCAUUUAACACACCUGCUGCCUGCUGCUGCCUACACACUUAAUAGCAUACACACCGAACAACAUAUAAUGCCAACCUAACAUCAUAAAAUACACACCUAACACCAUAGUAACCACAUACACUAUAACACACACUUAACGUAAUUUUACACACAAUAUAAUCAAAUUAAACCUGACAACUUGAUAGAGGAAUUCUAAAUUCCUUUAUGUUUUAUUGCCAAAACCAAUUCACACUCGUUUCUAAUUCAUUAAUAAGGUGUAAGUUCAUU
Molecule: messenger RNA, 2030 nt
Organism: Oncorhynchus gorbuscha (pink salmon)
Lineage: Eukaryota; Metazoa; Chordata; Actinopteri; Salmoniformes; Salmonidae
Product: membrane-associated guanylate kinase, WW and PDZ domain-containing protein 2-like
Exons: 10
Coding region: 136-1842 (568 amino acids)
Biological process (GO): signal transduction; receptor clustering
Cellular component (GO): dendrite; cytoplasm
Molecular function (GO): SMAD binding; type II activin receptor binding; signaling receptor complex adaptor activity
Source: RefSeq, a predicted model, not a curated record